GCCCCACCCGUCUGUGGUCCGAGCCCGGCCGCCCUUGCAGGUCAGGUGCCCCGUGCCCGGCGCCCCACGCCCUGCCUGGCCCCCUGCGCUCAACGCCCCGCCUGGCCCCGACUACACCGCCUCGCCCCAGUGUGCCCGGACCCGACACCCUGCCUUGUCGCCUUCUUUUCCCUCGCAGGACCGGAAAGAGCAGCCCCGGGGGCCGGGCCAGGGCCUGCACACCCCUAGAAAGGAGCCGGUGUGAUCCUGACAGGCAGAGAUGGGGAAAAAACUGGAUCUUUCCAAGCUCACGGACGACGAGGCCAAGCACAUCUGGGAAGUGGUUCAGCGGGACUUUGAUCUGAGAAGGAAAGAAGAGGAAAGGCUGGGGGGAUUGAAGGACAGGAUUAAGAAAGAGAGCUCCCAGAGGGAGCUGCUCUCGGAUGCGGCCCACCUGAAUGAGACCCACUGCGCCCGCUGCCUGCAGCCCUACCGGCUCCUCGUGGCCCCCAAGAGGCAAUGCCUGGACUGUCACCUCUUCACCUGCCAAGACUGUAGCCACGCCCACCCGGAGGAGGAGGGCUGGCUCUGUGACCCCUGCCACCUGGCCAGGGUUGUGAAGAUGGGCUCACUGGAGUGGUACUAUGGGCACCUGAGAGCCCGCUUCAAGCGGUUCGGAAGCGCCAAAGUUAUCCGGUCCCUGUGCGGGCGGCUGCAGGGUGGAGGUUUGCCUGACAGGGCACGUGACUCACCUGACCUCCACAGUGGGCCUGAGCCAAGCCCUGGAGAGGGAAGUGGAGACAGUGAGCAGACAGAAGAGGAUGGAGAACUGGACACAGUGGCCCAGGCCCAACCCCUUGGGAGCAAAAAAAAGCGCCUCUCCAUUCACGGCUUGGACUUUGAUGCAGACUCUGAUGGCUCGACUCAGUCCAGCGGUCACCCCCCAUAUCUGUCCCCGGUCCCCAUGGCCACAGACAGCCUGCAGGCCCUCACAGGUGAACCCCGUGCCAAGGACACCUCCCAGGAGGCCGUGGUCCUGGAAGAGGCUGAUGUCAGUGUCCCUGGACGCCACCCUCAUCCAGAAGAGCAGACAGACAGCCUCUCAGCUGCCAGACAGGACAUGCUCACUGAGCCCCGCUUCCCCAGACAGUCCUGCACAACAGCCCUGGGGUUGGCUGUCACACCCGGUCCAGGCGUCAUCAGCAGUAGUGAGCGGCUCUCCUCCCGGUACCCGGCUGACGAAGGCACCUCCGAUGACGAGGACACCGGGGCUGACGGUGUGGCCUCCCAGAGCCUCACGUGGAGGGACUGCGCCCCGGCUGAGAGCCAGCAUCUCACCGGCCACCAGCCCACAGACGCCGACAGAGAAGAAGAGACCCUAAAGAGGAAGCUGGAGGAGAUGACCAGCCACAUCAGUGACCAGGGGGCCUCGUCCGAGGAGGAGGGGAGCAAGGAGGAAGAGGCAGGACUGAACAGGAAAACCUCCAUCGAGGACCUCCCCGAGGCAGCCCCAGAGGUGCUCGUGGCUGCGGGCCAAACGUCCAGACAGGAAACAAGUCCCCGGGGUCCUCAGGAACUCAUGCAGCCCGGCAGAACCACGGACCAGGAGCUGCUGGAGCUGGAAGACAGAGUGGCCGUGACGGCCUCUGAGGUUCAGCAGGUGGAGAGUGAGGUUUCUAACAUCAAGUCCAAGAUUGCCGCCUUGCAGGCUGCCGGGCUCUCGGUGAGACCCUCGGGAAAGCCCCAGCGGAGGUCCAACCUCCCGAUAUUUCUUCCCCGACUCGUUGGGAGAUUGGGCCAGACCCCUAAGGAUCCAAACGCAGAGCCUUCGGAUGAGGUCAAGGUGAUGACUGCACCCUACCUUCUGAGAAGGAAGUUCAGUAAUCCCCCAAAAAGUCAAGAUAAGGCUGGCGACUCCUUUGACCGGCAGUCAGCGUACCGCGGAUCCCUGACGCAGAGAAACCCCAACAGCAGGAAGGGAGUGGCCAACCACAGCUUUGCAAAACCCGUGAUGACCCAGCGGCCCUGAAGGGGGGUUGUCAGAAGAGGACGGAGCGACCCCAGAGCCCCGGCUUUCCCUCCACCUCAGCCAUCACGUUCCUCCGCCUGCCGUGCACUUUGUGCUGCACUCGGUCCAGCGGAGAGACGCGACGGAACAGCGUCCAUAAUGGAACCCCACCUGCGAGGGGACUGCCAUCGUCAGACCUUCAGCUGUUUGCCCACGUUCCCUGACGCCCUCCGACACCACCCCUGCCGGCCUGCUCUGAUCCGUGAGAAACAUCUAAGCUGACAUUCUUUCCUUUAGGACCGUGUUCAACUUUUUGAAGGACACAAAGUAGAAUGUUCUCAGUGUCAUCUUUCAGCCCUUUCCCUGCUGGCUGGGACGGUAAAGGGCUGGCUCCGCGUAGCACCUGCUAUGUGUGUGCCCCACACCGUACCGGAGCAUGAGCAGGUGUGUGUGUGUGUGUGUGUGUGUGUGUGCACGCGUGUGCAGCCAGACAAGGAAAUUGGGCGUCAAGGCAAGUGAUUGAACUCAUGGCCAGCUGACAGAGAGGGAUUGAUCCCCGCCCCCCGCCCCUCACACCUAUUCUGCAAGUUCAUCUGUGGCUCACAGACCAAGAGAAAUUCCACUGGGGUCAAGGGCAGAGCAAGCACGUGGUAGCUGGUGAGCAUCUGAUCGAUGUCCAAGUGCAGGUACAGAGGACCUGCUGGAGAGGUGGACGCUGGGGCUCUAGACAGGCAGGACGGUGGGUUCCAGCCAGCACUGCCACUCCUGCGGUGGCAUCCAGUGGGACAGGGGAGCAGGACCUCUUAGUGAUGCCUGCUGCCCACCUGUCGUCAGUCUUGUAGGUGAGCUCCGAGUGCUCCCCCACCAGGACAGCCUGGGAUUCGGGGUUACUUCUGGGCAUCUGUGUGGCUUAUCCAGCUUUAAGGGGAGCCCACUGGGACCCUCGGGGCUGCCUUGGAACAUAGUAAUGGUAAUGGCACCCCCCCCCCAACUGAGCAUCACUACAUGCUUCCCAGAGACUCUUUACUCCUUGGGUUAAAUUUAAGCCCAUUUCUUUAGGUUUAUUUAUUUUGUGAGAAAGAGAGAGAACAUGAGUUGGGGAGGGGCAGAGAGAGAGAGAGAGUGAGAGAGAAUCCCAAGCAGGCUCCGCGCUGUUAUCGCAAGGCCCCACGUGGAGCUCGAUCCCACCAACUGUGCGAUCGUGACCUGAGCUGACAUCCAGAGUUGGACACUUAACCGACCGGGCCACCCAGGCGCCCCGCUUUUAAGCCCAUUUUGCAGAAGGGGACACUGAGCCCUGUGUGUGAGGCAGCCUGCCCUGGGAGCUAGAGGCUACCACGUGAUGCUUUCUAAAGUGACUUUGGGCCAGCUUGAACUUUUCUCUCUUAAACUGCUCGGGGACGGAAGGGAACGAAAGGCAGGUGGAGAACAGAGGGGAGCAGGCGAGCCUGUCUUCUGACCUGACGGGGGUCAGAGUCCCACCCCCACCCACUACCGUGCGGACCCUGGACCGCUAGCUCUGUGUUUCCAGUGAGCCCAAAGGUGGCGGCCGCAGAGCUCACGCCGUCCCCAGGCCCGCCCGCGGGUUUCAGAAAUCAAUUUGAACGACUGGGCUUCAGGUUAUGCUGGGGUCUGUAGAAAAGACAGACGUGAGGCCCCUUCUCUGGAUGGAAGCUGGUGCAAAUACGUAGCUCCUGAUUCAGUGCUAAAAACGAUUAAAAGCUUCCUACAAAUGAAAGGAGAUCAAUGGCGGGGGGGGGGGGGGGUACACCUCUCCUUAUCCACAAAGUAAAUCAAAGUCAACGUGAGUUCCUAGGAGUUAGAGAAGAGACGGUCUGCCGGUCGUGUGUCCCCGAGUGUUCAUGUAAUAGGGACAACGGGUCCCAGGUACUACUUGUUCCUACCGGAGGACUUUAUUAGCCACGUUCGUUCCUCCACUGCCGACUCGAGCGCCAUCAGAGCGAGAGCACGUACUCAUUCACUCAUUCACUCAGCGGCACCACAGAGGCCCGGUGACCUGUGCUGACCUGGCGGGCGUCCUCCCAGCCCCCAGCACCGGUCCCUCCACCCCUCCAAAGCUCCUCUCCAGCCCCCAUCAAGCCCCACGGCUCUGCGUACCUAUGGGCUGGAAGUGCAGCCAAUUCCACACCAGAGACCAGCCACCCCCUCCUCCAGCUUCUCAGAGUCCCCCUUCCGGCCGAACUUGGCCUCACCGCCCCCAGCCCCUUGCUGUGCCCAGUAAUGUCCACCCCAGCCUUCCAGCAGCUCACUCCAGGGCUUGGGGCUGUCGUUUCUUCUCCUUCACCCCCACAUUCUGUCGGGAAAACCUGGCUGUUGGGAAUAUACCUUUAUGCCAAAGAC
This is a messenger RNA of Felis catus (domestic cat), 4348 nucleotides long. RefSeq names its product melanophilin (gene MLPH). Bases 260 to 2008 code for a protein of 582 amino acids. Lineage: Eukaryota; Metazoa; Chordata; Mammalia; Carnivora; Felidae. Gene Ontology annotation, biological process: intracellular protein transport. The record is from RefSeq and is a predicted model, not a curated record. The transcript is spliced from 16 exons. Gene Ontology annotation, molecular function: small GTPase binding; myosin binding; actin binding. Gene Ontology annotation, cellular component: cortical actin cytoskeleton.